Molecule: messenger RNA, 858 nt
Organism: Trypanosoma grayi
Lineage: Eukaryota; Euglenozoa; Kinetoplastea; Trypanosomatida; Trypanosomatidae
Product: calcyphosin
Exons: 1
Coding region: 1-858 (285 amino acids)
Source: RefSeq, a predicted model, not a curated record
AUGGAGGCCCUGGUAGCGAAGGCGGUGGAGCGGCUCGGCAGGAAGAAGGUGUGGCUCGUCGUGCGCGCCGUGCGCCAACUGCCCGAGGCGGAGCGCACCGUCACCGGCGUGCGUGAGGCGCUGCGCCGCAUCCGACUGUACCUCGACGACGCCAACUUCGCCGCACUCGUCGCGACCUUCGCGCCGAGCAAAGGUGGAAGCAGCAACAGCAACAACAGUGGGGGUGGUAGCAGCAAGGGCGAUGGCAAUGAGGCUAACGACAACAAUCCAUUUGACACCGCGGCGUUCGUGCGGGCGUUCCUCCCAACGCUGUCGCCGCGGCGGCAGCACGUCGUGCGGCUCGUGCUGAAGAAAGCCGACCCCGCGGCGUGCGGCUUCAUCCCGUUCGACGCGUUGCUGCAGCAGUACGACGUGAUGCGGCACCCGCUCGCCCUGACGCAGCGUGACCCGCAUGCUCUGAUCGACGAGUUCCUCGUCGACUUCGAGGAGGCCCAGCACGACGGUGGCAUUGCGACGGACGAGCUCGCGGCAUAUUACGUCGGCAUCUCCUGUACGACGCCGCGCGACGCCGACUUCGAGUUGCGCUGCAUCCGCAGCUUCUCGCUCGACCGGCCGAAGUGCAACGUGCUGGAGGAGGAGGCAGCAGCAACAGCAAGCGCGCUGCGCACCGGCACGCGCCGCAGCCGCACGCUGGUGCAUGGCGGGGCGGGGCACCACCCGCUCUACGCCACCACCGCGAUGGAGUACGGUAAGGAAUGCGAGAAAGCACAGUACAAUGGGCAGUUCUCGCGCAACCACUGCUUCACAAAGUACGCGCCGAUGCAGCGCGGUGGGGGCGCCACGUCUAUGAACAUGUAA